Messenger RNA from Besnoitia besnoiti, 2052 nucleotides. RefSeq names its product thioredoxin reductase. The transcript is spliced from 11 exons. Gene Ontology annotation, molecular function: thioredoxin-disulfide reductase (NADPH) activity; glutathione-disulfide reductase (NADPH) activity; flavin adenine dinucleotide binding. Gene Ontology annotation, cellular component: mitochondrion; cytosol. Bases 1 to 2052 code for a protein of 683 amino acids. The record is from RefSeq and is a predicted model, not a curated record. Gene Ontology annotation, biological process: cellular response to oxidative stress; cell redox homeostasis; glutathione metabolic process. Lineage: Eukaryota; Apicomplexa; Conoidasida; Eucoccidiorida; Sarcocystidae.
AUGUAUCCACUCUCGCGUUCCGCGGCCACGGCAUACGCUGUCGCUACAACACGGCCGCCUUCCCCCCCCUUGCCUUCGUCCUCGGCGGCUUUCACUCGGCGCGUUCCGAGCCUUCGUCGCUCCGCUCUGCGUUUCGAGAGUGCAACGCGUCGCUCGACGUCCUCCGUCUUACAUUUCCUUCCGUCUCGUGCUAUCGCGUCUUCCUCGGACACACCUUCGCCGCGUUUCCACGCCCCGUCGGUUUUUUCUGAAGGUUUCUCCCCCCUGGCUUUGCCGAGCGCGGCGCUCGUCCCGCUCUCUCAUCGUUUGCUGUCUUCGCCGCUGCGUGGGCAGUCCUCCCUCGCGGUGUCUGGCCUGAGUUUGUGUGAAAGCACAGCUCUGCACAUCCCUGCGCAGACACAGCAGGGUCGCGGAAUUGCGUCCGAGCGAAAAGCGUCUGCGGUUCACGCGGUAGUCCAGGGCCACAGCGAGAUGACGCCUGCCACGACAUCGCCCAACUCCUCUGCGGCUCCCGCCGAGGGAGAGUUUGACUGUGACCUCGCAGUGAUUGGCGGAGGAAGCGGCGGCCUGGCCUGCGCCAAGAUGGCCGCGGCGCAUGGCGCGAAGACUGUCGUCUUCGACUUCGUUCAGCCUUCCACGCAAGGCAGCAAAUGGGGCCUCGGCGGCACCUGCGUGAACGUCGGCUGUGUCCCGAAGUACCUCUUCCACCACACAGCUCUCGUCGGCAAAGCCGCCCACUGGGACGGACCCCACAUGGGCUGGAAGGGACACACGGAUGAUGAGCAAAUCGACUGGAAUGCCUGUGUUGAGAAAGUUCAGAACUAUAUCAAGUCUCUGAACUUUGGUUACCGCACGGGGCUUCGCAAGGCGGGCGUCACCUACAUCAACGCCUACGCGAAGUUCCAGUCGGCUCACGAGCUCGCCUACACGCUCCGCGGGGAGAACAAAGUCUGCAGAGCGCGCAAUAUCGUCGUCGCUUGUGGAGGCCGCCCUCACAUCCCCGAAGAAGUGGAGGGCGCCUUGGAGCUCGCGAUCACCAGCGACGACAUCUUCGCUCUCAAACACGCACCAAACAAGACGCUCUGCGUGGGUGCAAGCUACAUCUCCCUCGAAUGCGCAGGUUUCCUCCGUGAACUCGGCUUCGACGUCACGGUGGCGGUGCGCUCAAUUUUGCUUCGCGGCUUCGAUCGGCAGUGCGCCGAGCAAGUCGGGCUCUGUCUCGAGGAGGCUGGCGUCCGCUUCCUCCGCGAAGCGAUCCCCACGAAGAUGGUGAAGCAGCCGAACGGGAAAAUCCAAGUCACGUUCCAAGUCGGCAGCAAGGACGCGGGCCGCGUACACGUCGAGGAAUUCGACACCGUCCUCUACGCCACCGGGCGCAAAGCAGACACCAAGGGCCUCGACCUACAAGCUGCUGGCGUGAACACAACCGAGAGCGGAAAGAUCAUCUGCGACGGCGACGGCCACACGAGCUGCCCGUCUGUCUACGCCAUCGGCGAUACCGUGCAGAACUUCCCGGAGUUGACCCCCGUGGCGAUAAAGGCAGGCGAGAUCCUCGCGCGGCGUCUGUUCGCCAACAGCACGGAGCACAUGGACUUCACAAACAUCCCGACCACUGUCUUCACUCCCAUUGAAUACGCGCAUACGGGGUACUCUGAGGAGGCUGCAGAGGCCAAGUUCGGAAAGGACGAUUUGGAGAUCUACUUGUUCCAGUUUUCGCCGCUGUUUUUUUCCUGCGUCCAUCGCGAGAAGGCCGAGAGCGCCCGCCAAAGUCCGGAAGACGUGGACGCGACGCCGCCCUGCCUCGCGAAGCUGAUCUGCGUUAAGAGCGACGACGAGCGGGUCGUGGGCAUCCACUUUGUGGGGCCAAACGCCGGCGAAGUCAUGCAGGGCUUUGCGCUCGCGGUUCGCCUCGGGGCGAAGAAGAGAGACUUCGACAAAUGCAUCGGUAUCCACCCGACGAACGCGGAAGCGUUCAUGGCCCUGAGCAUCACCAAGGCAAGCGGCGAGCCCUUCAUGGCGACUGGCGGAUGCGGAGGUGGCAAAUGCGGCUAA